GUGUUAAAUAUUUAAUGAGGGGAUUAAAUUGAAAGCUAUUUAAGAAAGGGGCGGGUCACCUUGACCCUAUAUAAAGCCUGUGUCUUUGGGAGCUGCUCAGUUACUCGCUGAUCUCCGUGGAGUCCAGGUCUUCUGCCCAAGAUGAAUUUGGAGGGCACUUCAGGUGGCAUACUUCAAAAAGAAUUCUGGAGAAACAGAAUUCAGUAUAACCAGAGUCAAAAGGAUAUCCUCCAAUCAUGGUUUCAACAUGACCCUUUCCCUGAUAAAGCUGCCAGAGAACAACUGGCCAAAGAAAUUGGGGUUCCAGAAUCUAAUAUUCAGGUUUGGUUUAAAAAUUACAGAGUAAAACAGAGAAAACUGGAUUAUAAGUGCUUCUCAGAAAAAGAUCAAACCCAGGGGCAUGACCAGUCCCAGCAUCUGACUCAAGAAUACUUACCUAAAGAAGCCCGACAAAAACAGACAUUCAUCACAUGGAGUCAAAAAAACAGACUAGUGCAAGCCUUUGAGAGGAACCCAUUCCCUGAUAUUGCUACCAGAAAAAAACUGGCUGAACAAACAGGCCUGCAGGAAUCAAGAAUUCAAAUGUGGUUUCAGAAACAAAGAUCUCUGUACCUCAAGAAGAGCAGAAUGGAGCCCGUGAAUUUAUUGGUAGACGACCCAAAUGAGAGACCAGAUGCAACUGUUGGGUGGCAUCCAAUCAACCUGUUCCUCCCCACAGACAGCUCUCAUUAUUUUUUUUGCUCAAAUUCUUCCAGCGGGCACAAAACUCUUCCACCUGUUCUUCCUUCAACCCAGGCUCCUUGGGAUCCCUUCGGGUUCCAUGUGAGCCAAGGACCAAAUGUCAUGAUCAUGCAGCCCACACAGGCUGUGCAGGAAGGAGAGAACUCUGAUCAGCCUCUGAUAAUUCCGAAUCACCUCCUGACACUGCCAAUUCUGACAAAGGACUUAGAUACUCUGACUCCCUUCUGGCUCCACUACCAAGAAGAACACCAAAAUCACAAAGAACACACUGGCUCGGGAGUACCACAGGUCAAGAGCCAUUCUCAGCCUGAACCUGAGCACAGCGAGCAACAACCUCUAAAUCUGGGUCAGUUUGACAAAUCGAACAUUUUGCAAAGGUGGGACGAGAUCUGCCAGGCUCUGCUUGCUGAAUGGGACCCUCUCAAAGGGACACACUGAGACAGACUUGUGGCAGCAGUAGGCACACUCAGCUGAGAAACAUGUCAUCCACUUGGCUAAUUGCCCCAGCAAUAUGUGGAAACCUCAAGCCUUUAGGUCAACUCCUGUAAUGCAGAGUUCUCCAGUAAAAGGUACAACUUGGCCGGGCGCAGUGGCUCACACCUAUAAUCCCAGCACUUUGGGAGGCCAAGGCGGGCGGAUCACGAGGUCAGGAGAUUGAGACCAGCCUGGCCAACAUGGUGAAACCCUGCCUCUACUAAAAAUACAAAAAUUGGCUGGGCGUGGUGGCGCGCGCCUGUAGUCCCAGCUACCCAGGAGGCUAAGGCACGAGAAUCGCUUGAACCUGGGAGGCGGAGGUAGCAGUGAGCGGAGAUCACGCCACUGCACUCCAGCCUGGUGACAGAGUGAGACUCCGUCUCAAAAAAAUAAAUAAAUAAAUAAGUACAACUUGGC
Messenger RNA from Pan troglodytes (chimpanzee), 1632 nucleotides. It is a transcript of the gene DUXB, whose product is annotated as double homeobox B. The record is from RefSeq and is a predicted model, not a curated record. Gene Ontology annotation, cellular component: nucleus. The coding region runs from base 142 to 1179 and encodes 345 amino acids. Gene Ontology annotation, biological process: regulation of transcription by RNA polymerase II. The transcript has 5 exons. Lineage: Eukaryota; Metazoa; Chordata; Mammalia; Primates; Hominidae. Gene Ontology annotation, molecular function: DNA-binding transcription factor activity, RNA polymerase II-specific; RNA polymerase II transcription regulatory region sequence-specific DNA binding.